Geodia barretti is the source of this 801-nucleotide messenger RNA. The record is from the annotation of a GenBank genome assembly. NCBI's taxonomy places the organism in Eukaryota, Metazoa, Porifera, Demospongiae, Tetractinellida, Geodiidae.
AUGAGCCAAGAGCUUAUAGAAACCGUGAACUCUGAAGAAUCCGCAAAUGGCGAAGAAUCAGGAAUGCUCUUGGAAUUGAGCAACGUGACGGUCCAGUUUGGCGCAGUGGUUGCGCUGGAACAGGCUAACCUGGGUUUGAAACGGGGAGAGUUGGCUGCGGUCAUGGGGCCUAACGGUGCCGGAAAGUCCACAGUCUUGAAGGCUAUUAUGGGACUGGUGCCGGUUACGGCCGGCCAGGUCUUUUGGCGUGGGGCCCCCCUGCAAGCUGCAACCCACGAGAUAGUCAAACUGGGCAUUUCUUUCGUUCCCCAGGGACGCCGGGUAUUCACUCACCUUUCCGUCCUCGAAAACCUGGAGCUGGGCUGCAUUUAUCUGAACGACAGGGCGGAACAGGCUCGCAGGUUGGAAUCGGUGCUGGAACUGUUUCCUUUACUCCACGAAAAGCGGCGGGAUAUGGCCAGCCAGAUGUCCGGAGGCCAGCAGCAAAUGCUGGCCUUGGGCCGCGGGCUGAUGGCGGCCCCCGAGGUACUUCUGUUGGAUGAACCUACGCUGGGUCUGGCCCCCAUUAUUGUGAAAGAGGUCUUCGAGAAGGUCCACGAGAUUAACGAAAAGCUCAAAACGACGAUUUUUGUCGUGGAGCACAACAUCAAAGGAGUCCUGGAUAUUGCCAGCCGGGCAUACGUGCUGGACCAGGGACGUGUCGUGCAUGACGGUACACCCAAGUCGGUCGAGGAGACGAAUAUUUUGACCGAUGUUUUCCUGGGGCGGUUCAGUCACGGCGAAAGAGAAGAGUGGGAAUAG